Molecule: messenger RNA, 798 nt
Organism: Triticum urartu
Lineage: Eukaryota; Viridiplantae; Streptophyta; Magnoliopsida; Poales; Poaceae
Source: RefSeq, a predicted model, not a curated record
AUCAAAGAGGAGGCACCAUUGAGAUUAUGGACUUGUCUGGCCAUGUCGUUAAGCGGAUAGCCACAAUCAUUUGACUUUGGACUGGUUGGCUCCACGGGAGAGUACAAGGCUAUACGCUGUGUCAGCAUCGACAAUUCCGAUAGCGAGUCGAGCCCGAUGCUCUGUGAGGUCAUCACCCUUGAUGAUGGUCGCCAUGCAAGAUGGAGGGGCAAACAGGGCCCUCCGGCCCCUAUCGCAAGUAACCGUGACAAAAGUGUCGCUGUCAAAGGAGUUGUCUACUUCUUGCUGGAAUUUCGACGUCCCACAUUUUCUGGCGACCAUGUCGAACCGGGUAGCAUGGCUUUGUUCAACCUUGAGACAGAGGAGUGGAUGGGGAUUGUCAAAGGUCCAAUGCCAGUGCGCAGCUUUGUUGAGGACAGUGAUGGCAGGUCCAGUUACGUUAGUCUAGCCAUGGGGCUAUCGCUGGUAUGUUUGGAUGGGUUCUUAGUUAUGGCACAUGAUCCUGAAUAUUAUUGCCCUUGGGACUUGUGGUUUUUGAUGGAUAUUGAGAAAUGUCUCUGGAAUAAAAGGUACAGCAUAGAUCGCCAACGUGAAAAUCUCUUUGCUCAACCAGUGGACAUUCUAAAUGAUGGGAGGAUAGUCAUCUCUGCACCAGGAUUGCUAAGAUUGUAUAAUCCAGUUACCAAGACUUACACCGAUUGUGGGAUGAGGAAAUCCUCAUCUGUUGGUACUUACACUGGAAGUCUAUUGUCUUCAGAGAGCACGUUCACUUCUGAGGUAUCAUAUAAUGGUUAUUAG